AUGUGUGUCUCACGUGUCACAACGACCAACCACACUGCACACACGCUGGAGCGGGUGAACAAGUUUACAGAUCAGGUGACGCACACGCCGUGGCAGCACGUCACCUUCAGCUCCAACGGCAACUAUGUCAUUGGCUGUCCGGCGGACACCAACCAGCACACCAUCAACGUGUGGGACCGCGAGAAGGGUGUGCUGACCAAGAUUAUGGAGGGGCCAAAGGAGCACAUUCGCAAUGUGCAGUGGCACCCCAUACGCCCCGUCCUCGUCGCCAUCUCAAACUUUGGCUCCAUCCACGUGUGGACCGUCAGCCAGAGCGACAACUGGUCCGCUUUUGCUCCAGAUUUCAAGGAAAUUGAGGAGAACGUCGAGUAUGAAGAGCGGGAAGACGAAUUCGACUUUGUACGUGACGCUGUGUGCGUGUACAGCUCGGCGCCCUCUGUGUAG
This is a messenger RNA of Salpingoeca rosetta, 444 nucleotides long. RefSeq lists its product as uncharacterized. Bases 1 to 444 code for a protein of 147 amino acids. Lineage: Eukaryota; Choanoflagellata; Craspedida; Salpingoecidae. The record is from RefSeq and is a predicted model, not a curated record. The transcript has 3 exons. Gene Ontology annotation, cellular component: Set1C/COMPASS complex. Gene Ontology annotation, molecular function: protein binding.